AUGUCGCAGGCCCAAGCCAAGCGUGCUAUUCUCCUCGCUAUAGGAGUCGGCAGUGGCGUCUUGAUCUGGAGCGGUCGUGUUAGUGCCGCCGCUGAGGAGCCAUCGCUUGAAGUCGUGGAGUGUUUCGGGGUCGGGGAAUCGUCGUCCCCGUCGUACAGUCUCUCCUCAUCAGCUUGUGCUUCAUCACUUGAGAAGUCCUCUCUUCUAGGUGGUUUUUCGGACGAGAAAGCGCCACUGAAUCAUAGGUUCCACUCACUAUCCUCCACCGUGAGAAGCGCCAGCGCCUUGCUCCUCUUUCUCAUUCUCUACCUCCACGAACGGAAACCACUCUACAACCGACACCGCCAUGCGGAUAUUCUUGUAGCGUCCUGCAUCUUCGCAGAACUGCGGGUAGAUGCAUCGCAAAGCCUUAGAGCCUUAAUCACAUUCGGCUCUCUCGGCUUGCCACCCCGGAAACAAACUGCUGGCAUUGGACACGGAGCUGGGCGAGUUCUCGCUCUUGGUUGUUUGGCACCGGAUCUGGAGUUGGAUUUUGUCUUGCGCUUUAACGACAUCUUGUUGGAGGAUGGCGACAAUAUCUUUCAGUAUGGGGUUCUCUGCUGUCAGGCCCUUCUUCUCCUUUGUAAGGCCAUCUCAGAAUACUGCGAAGUUAUAGCGAUUUUUCACUCUCUAUUCUCCCGCUUUAAUUGUGGACGUUCUCCUUUUAUACCUCUUUUAAUUUUGCUCUCAGCGAUAGUGGACUCCGUGACGAUUGCUUCUCGCAGCUCUCGUAACCGACGACGAAGGCCGUCGACUUCUGAUCCCCGAGAGGCUUGUGUUGAGGCAACUUGUUGGUUGAAACCCUUCUCAAUAGACCUUGGCCUAAUGUCGAAGCUAAUUUUCGCCUCCAGGAGCUAUUCUUCUAUCUCUGCAAUGGUAUUUGGCUUGGUAGCUGAUUUGCUAGAGCUGCUUGUCAGUGUUGAGGGGGUAAGUCCGAGGGCAGCGAUACUUGGCAUUUUUGAGAUCAUCUCGGCUGCGAAGGAAGGGGUGGUUGGCGGAGUGGCGGGUAUGUUGAGUAUUAUCAAAUUCGAAGUCGAAGUUGAUGUUACGGUGGUUGUGAUUGUGGUUAUGUCGACUACGUAUAUUGUAUGCCCACCAGUUCAUCCAGGCCACCAUCAAUUUCCACCCAUUUCUCUUAGAACACCGACAGUAACGAAUGGCGGCGAAUAUUCACAUCGACAUGAUGUUCUCCAUCCCACUAACUACCGUAAAUUCAUGAGAUCAUCAAUCUCUCUGUUCUGUCUCAUGCCCACCCAACCCGACUAUAUAACAGUGGUCCUAGUCCAAAAAGAAAUAUAUGCUAUUAUCGCAUUUGUUUUCCAUAAUAAUGGAAAACAAGCACACGCAAACGAAUAUGAGAUUGGACUAAAAACUUGGGUGUUGAAGCACGAUGAAAGGGAACAGAAGACAUUUGCAAUAGGUAGAAUUAAGAUGAUUCCUUUACCAAUUAAUGGCUUUCCCUUCGUACAGGAAAACGCCCUGCGCCGGAAAAUAUGCGGGUCCUUAGAAGGCUCUUGUAGACUCUAUACUAGGCCUUCUAUAAGCCUUCCUGACUGGUUGUCUACGAUUAAUUACACUUGUUUGGUCUUUAAUAUAGCGACACGGCAAAGUUUUAUCGCCUAUAACACGAACUAUAACGCCUUGUUUGGCCAUGAGAGUCUUGCGUUUAAGGGCGGAAGUUGUAGUAGCCUUGUGUGA
Lindgomyces ingoldianus is the source of this 1737-nucleotide messenger RNA. RefSeq lists its product as uncharacterized. The coding region runs from base 1 to 1737 and encodes 578 amino acids. The record is from RefSeq and is a predicted model, not a curated record. NCBI's taxonomy places the organism in Eukaryota, Fungi, Ascomycota, Dothideomycetes, Pleosporales, Lindgomycetaceae. The transcript has 16 exons.